AAACAGGAGAAACUGUUCUCCACGGGGGAAAAUGGGUACGGCCACAUGAAGUCUAGCUGCUGCUAUCAUGCAUGGCAUUAAGCAUAACUGGGUCUUACCUUCUUAACCCGUUUUUUUUAACAGCGACUUAGUUCGCAUCUUCUUGAGCCAACCGCGUACAGCGUUCGCUACCAAACACUGUUUGAUGCAACUUGUUUCGGGCUAGUCUGAGAGAGUUGCGUGGCAGGAUUUUCUUUUAGGUGUCACUUGACGGGAGAGAAUGAGCGCAUUUGUAAUCAAUGACAAAAGCUAUGAUGUAUGUAAAAUAGAGGGGUUAUUCAACCGAGUGUCGUAAAACCAAAACCAAAGUAUAACAAUACAGUGAACCAAUCAAAACUCGAAUUAAAUACUACAUGCAGCUGUCGCUAAGCGCGGGAAAACGUGUACGAAUAGCCACGAUUAGUUUUGGGUUUUUCAGUCUGAUUGGAUGAAAAAGUGGCGCGAGUUUUUUAAGCCAAUCGCGUAGCUUGGUAGCGCAACACCAAGUACUUUUCGACACUCAACUGAAAACCCUGAAUAUGAUUAUAGAAAUGUUUUAGUUAUGGGUAAGUUAUGUGACUCGCAGUGAUUGCCACUCAAGUCAAAACCGCCCUAUAUGAUUAAAAUGUGUAAAUGAUUGAUUAGUUAUGCAUCACUUCCAAUGAUCGCCAAGGGGAUAACAAAAUAAAAGUAAACAAUAGAACAAAUGAAAGAAGAGAUUAAUAACAACAGUAAGAGAAAAUAGUAGUCUGUCAUUAGCACAAGCUUGGUGGUUUUUCCGAAGAAACUUCACUUCUUUAAGACUUUUAGUGUGGAUAAGUACGGUCUGGUUCCGGUACAAAGCCGAGCAGAACUUGGAAAUAACACUUACUGGGAACGAAACGAGGAAAUAUUAUAUUGUGGAAGCAUGUGCAACCAUAAACUUACUGAACUAUCGUAGAACGAAGAGUCAAGCAUCUUUGAGUACGAGCUAAUUUAACUUGCAGGCUGCACCAAAACAAUCUAGUCGUAACGCCAUGGAAAUCAGUGAUUUUAAAUCGCUUGCUGCGGUCGAAGGAGCAGAAAAUUAUCAAGAGGCAGCCAUCAUUCUGGAGGGACCACCGAUUGAAAUCUUCGCCCAACGCGCUGCUCCUACAGUAGUAAUGAAACCGCUGCGACAGAAGCAGGGUAGGUUUUACUUUGAAUGUAAAACUAACACAGGCGGGUAUAUGCAGCUGGGAUGGGCGGAUGAGAGCUUCAGAGCCGUCGCUGAUGAAGGAAAGGGCUGUGGCGACGAUGCGCAUUCAUGGGCAUACGAUGGUAUGAGACGUUUGAAGUGGCACAACAACAUGAAGGAACAAUAUGGACGACGGUGGAAAGCGGGAGAUAUAAUUAGCCUGGCUGUCAAUUUAGAGGACAAAGAAGUGAGCUUUGGCUUAAAUGGCGACUGGGAGGGUGAAAUGGGGUGCGCUUUCUCUGGAGUUACAUUCGAGGGAGCUGUUUACCCAUGCAUGUCCCUCAUGAGAGGAGAGAGGGUGCAAAUCAACCUAGGGACCGAAACGAACCCCUUCGUUUACCCCCCUCCAGAAGGGUUCCUUCCUUUGACAGUGACGCAUCCAGUUGUUAACCUGGAGAAUGAAUACAACAGGUUUUCGAGCUUUGCGCACGUGGUACAGAUGGGGCUCGCAGAGAGUAGCUUUACUGUAUCCUUCCCCGGUGAGAUCAUGGUGACAAUGAUGAGACGAGGACUUGAAUAUGAGGGCAAAAAGAAUGCGCUCAUUCAUGCAGGUUACGAGGAAACGCUUAAGAAAUGGCUCGAAGCGAGAGAGACAAUCGAAGCCAAUUUAGGCCGCUCUGGCUUGACAAAAGACGAGAUUUUCGCCGUUAUUUGUUACACGCUUGAAAAACCACCGGUUUAUCGCCAUUUCAACGGCGACACAAGAAAAGGAUAUACCGGUGAUGGCAUGGAUUUUCCAAUUUUAUCAUACCUGCUACGAGAGGCUUGCAGAAAAAUCCUCGCCGCCACGCCCAAAGAAAAUCGGACAAGAAUUGUUUACAGGGGUGUCACUGUUAAAUUUGCCGCCGAACCUGGCCAGAUAGUCCGGUUUGGUUCGUACACUUCGACUACAGGGAAUAUUUCAGUGGCAGAAGAUUUCCAGAAAAAUUCAACAGGGAGUCAAUUCGUUAUUGUUACCAAAAUUGGAGCAUCGAUUAAAAUGUUGUCCGCUUAUCCUGAGGAGGACGAAGUUCUUCUUCCGCCUUAUGAGGUGUACAAGGUUCACAGAGUAGAGGAAGCGCCUUCCAGAAUUUACUUAACGAGUUGUUUCGAUGACUCGUUUGUCGAGAAGUAUGUUGUCGACGGCAAUGCGGUUGGUGAAGCAGAGGCACUCGUGAAAAAGUUGACAGAAUAGUGAAAAAGACUUCCUUCGCUGCCAUUAGCACUUACAUGUUAGGGGUUCUUGUAAUACUAUAUUCAAUUACCAUUAUACCGUAAACUGUUGCUUAUAAAACCUGGUCUUAUACAAUUUCGU
Molecule: messenger RNA, 2528 nt
Organism: Orbicella faveolata
Lineage: Eukaryota; Metazoa; Cnidaria; Anthozoa; Scleractinia; Merulinidae
Cellular component (GO): cytoplasm
Molecular function (GO): protein binding; ubiquitin-protein transferase activity; NAD+-protein-arginine ADP-ribosyltransferase activity
Source: RefSeq, a predicted model, not a curated record